AUGCAAACAACAAGCAAACGUCAGCACCCCAUCAGCACUGCAGAAAAUCGAAGGGAUUAUCUUUGCUACUAUUUGCUUAUAUUGCAGGAGGACUGGGCUGAAAUAGGAAUCCCUUUGCGCAAAACAGAGAACAGCUAUGUGGCCAGAAACGACCUUGCUCUUUACAAGUGUCUGGGAUUCAGUAUUGCAGGAGGGGUUGGAAACCAACACAUCCCUGGGGACAACAGCAUUUAUGUCACCAAGAUUAUUGAUGGAGGAGCUGCGCAAAAAGAUGGAAGGUUGCAGGUUGGAGAUAGACUUCUUAUGGUAAAUAAUUACAGUUUAGAAGAAGUUACCCAUGAAGAGGCAGUAGCAAUACUGAAGAACACAUCAGAUGUAGUGUAUCUGAAAGUUGGAAAACCCACCACCAUUUACAUGACCGAUCCAUAUGGCCCACCAGAUAUUACUCACUCUUAUUCUCCACCAAUGGAAAAUCAUAUACUGUCUUCUGGAAACAAUGGCACUUUAGAGUACAAGGCAUCCCUGGCCCCUAUCUCACCGGGAAGAUACUCACCCAUUCCAAAGCACAUGCUUGUGGAGGACGACUACACCAGGCCUCCUGAACCUGUUUACAGCACUGUGAACAAACUGUGUGAUAAACCACCUUCUCCUAGGCACUAUUCCCCUGUCGAGUGUGACAAAAGCUUCCUUCUUACAGCUCCCUAUCCCCACUACCACGUAGGCCUGCUCCCUGACUCUGAGAUCACCAG
Molecule: messenger RNA, 749 nt
Organism: Cariama cristata (Red-legged seriema)
Lineage: Eukaryota; Metazoa; Chordata; Aves; Cariamiformes; Cariamidae
Product: disks large homolog 2-like
Exons: 5
Biological process (GO): chemical synaptic transmission
Cellular component (GO): postsynaptic density membrane; neuron projection; neuromuscular junction
Molecular function (GO): protein binding
Source: RefSeq, a predicted model, not a curated record